Messenger RNA from Fukomys damarensis (Damara mole-rat), 3881 nucleotides. It is a transcript of the gene Dcps, whose product is annotated as decapping enzyme, scavenger. Gene Ontology annotation, molecular function: hydrolase activity; RNA 7-methylguanosine cap binding. NCBI's taxonomy places the organism in Eukaryota, Metazoa, Chordata, Mammalia, Rodentia, Bathyergidae. The record is from RefSeq and is a predicted model, not a curated record. Gene Ontology annotation, biological process: deadenylation-dependent decapping of nuclear-transcribed mRNA. The transcript is spliced from 6 exons. The coding region runs from base 86 to 1099 and encodes 337 amino acids. Gene Ontology annotation, cellular component: P-body; nucleus.
UUCAGCCGGGUCUGGUCUGAAGAAACCCUCCAAGGGGCGGAGACUGCGGCUCCUACGCGCAGGCGCACAGAGCCUUCUGGGCAGAAUGGCGGAGGCAGUUCCGCUGCAACCCAAGAGAAAGCGUGAACUCGAUGCCGAGGAUGUGGAGGCUCCCAGCACAGAGGAAAAGGAAGCAGGUGUUGGAAAUGGUACUUCUGACCCGGUCUGCUUACCGUUCUCUGGCUUCAGGGUGCAAAGAGUACUGAGGGAGUCUGCGAGGGACAAAAUCAUUUUCCUACACGGGAAGGUGAAUGAGGACUCUGGGGGUGGGGUUGGAGAGGAUGCUGUUGUGAUCCUGGAGAAGACACCGUUUCAGGUGGAGCAGGUGGCCCAGCUCCUGACAGGCAGCCCUGAGCUCCAGUUGCAGUUCUCCAAUGACAUCUACAGCACCUAUCACCUCUUCCCUCCAAGGCAACUGAGUGAGGUAAAAACAACUGUGGUAUACCCCGCCACGGAGAAACACCUGCAGAAGUACCUGCGCCAGGACCUCCGCCUGAUCCGAGAGACGGGAGAGGACUACAGGAGCGUAACCUUACCCCACCUGGAGUCCCAGAGCCUCAGCAUCCAGUGGGUAUAUAACAUUCUUGACAAGAAGGCUGAAGCUGAUCGGAUUGUUUAUGAGAAUCCAGAUCCCUCUGACGGCUUUGUUCUCAUCCCUGACCUCAAGUGGAACCAACAGCAGCUCGAUGACCUAUACUUGAUCGCCAUCUGCCAUCGCAGAGGAAUCAGAUCACUUCGGGACCUUACUGCAGAGCAUCUGCCACUGCUCAGGAACAUCCUCCGGGAAGGGCAGGAAGCCAUCCUACAGCGCUACCAGCUGAUGGGAGACCGCCUACGAGUGUACUUGCACUACCUGCCAUCCUACUACCACCUGCACGUGCACUUCACUGCCCUGGGCUUUGAGGCCCCUGGUGCGGGUGUGGAGCGUGCCCACCUGCUGGCUGAAGUGAUUGAGAACCUGGAGUGUGACCCAAAACACUACCAGCAGCGCACUCUAACCUUCGCCCUCAGGGCUGAUGACCCCCUGCUCAGGCUCCUGCAGGAGGCACAGCAGCACUAAGUGUGUGUGGAGAAAAGGCACAGAUGCACAGCAUUGGGGCAGUGUGGGGUGGGUUUUUAUCUCCAGGGUAGUUUUAAAAAAUACAUUUUGUACUGGCUUAUUCCUCAUAUGUCAAUAAAAUACCAGGCUCAUGGAUGAGGGCUGAUUGCCUGACCUGGGAAGGGCAGCAGGUGGGCAGAGCUGGUGGGAAGAUCCAGGGAAGGGUGGAAAGUCUCAGGGUGGCAGCUACAGGUGAUGAGAGACAGCGACCCCAGAAGGAUGUUGAGGGCUUUGUCCCCAUCCCUGUGCUCUCCAUGACUGUUGGUUUCCUGCCUGAGUCUGUGCGUCCCUGUUUGCACUCUCACUGCCACAUUUCUCCCCACCUCAACUCCCUUUAGGGGAGGUCCCCAAAAAACCAAAUUUGAAACUUUCCGGAAAUGGGCUACAGAGGUUUUGGAUGCCACUUCCUCUUUUACUCUUCAGCAGUGAGGCCACACCUUGCAUUGAGUUAACACUGUUGUUGUUUUGUUUUGUUUUUGAGACAGGGUCUCACUAUGUAGUUGAGACUAACUUGGAACUCAUUAUGUAGCCCAGGCUGGUCUCAGCCUCCUGCGUGCUGGGAUUACAGGCGUGCGCCACCAUGCCCGGAGUUGACACUCUUGAUAAAUUUUUUGAGCGGAUGGGGAAUUGAUGGCUGGAAAUGGGAGUGUUUUAAUGAGAAUCAGAUGAUGCAGCACCAAAUGCCUGCCUUUGCCUCUUAGCCAGUGUUUGGCCUUGACUUUGUUACCUAGGCAGGAAGACAAAACAGACUCACAUGGAGCAGCCAGAAGAUAAGCGCAAAACAGUGUUAUCAGCAAGGGUAAAGUGAAGAGUUGCAGUUGAGUACAGAAGCUGUGAGGGGGCUUGGGCUUGGGGUGUGGUCACCUCCAUAGGUUCACAGAAUUUCGAGGCCAGGAGGCACCGGGAGAUGACUAGACGUGGAGCCCAUGGACACAUCUGGGAAGGGUGUCCCAUGAGGGCUUUCUGCAGUACAGAAGAUGGUGGCAUCACACUGUCAGAGAGGGAUGGAUGUUCCUUUGUCAGGUAGAGCUGAGGAAAACAUGGCCUGCUUAGGGAGCUCUCUGGGGAGACAGGAUAUCGGGCUCUGAAGGGACAGUGGGGAAGUGUGAGGCAACAGGAUGGCUGUCACUCUGUCCCCUACCUCUGGGACCAGGAGGGCUGGAUUCAGAGCCCAGCUCCCUUGCUUACAGGUGAGGCCUUCACAGGGUGGCCGGGUGUGGUACCUGCUGUAGGCCUACACUGCCCACUGUGGAGAACCACAGUUGAACCAGUGGCCCUGGAAAGAGCAGAGAGGUGGAGUGGAUGGUCAGAAAGUCCCCGAGACCUGCUUUAUCCUCCAGUCUAGCCUUCCGUGCAGCAGUUCAGAAGCCCCAGGAUUUAUGUAACUAGAGCUGGGGUGAAGGAAUUGCCUCAGGAGGUGAUCAAACCAGGUGGGUCUAUCCAAGAUGCAGUCAGCCAGAUCCACUUGUGACUUCCUGAACCAAAAGGAAAUACCUUGUGGGCAGGGCAGGCCCCCCUGGGUGCUGGGUGCUGGGUGCUGACCUGAGGUCUUCUCCCAGAGCAGUUUGCAGCUGACUGGCUGCUUCCUCAUCUCAGUUGCUUCUCUUCCAUGCACCAAAGGAGAAAAGUGAUGCUUCCCCUCAGAAAGCAGAAGGCCCUGACAAGCAAGUCCCAGCUCUAGCAGUCCUGAGGCACCUAGUGCAUGUUCCCUGUGGAACAUCCACAUCCCCUCAGCCACAUCUCAUGUCCCUGCCCCAGCCCCAUCCCCAACCCCAACUGUGCCGCCUGCCAGGCCAGCUGCGACUGAUGGCUGGGUGCCUAAACCUGUGGGAGGGAGGAGUGAUGGGACAGACCAGGUUAGGGGGUCAGCAGUGAGGGGAGGGGUCUGGUCUAGAGAGGCAGGAAGAGCCUUCCCAGGGCCCUGUUCCAGGCAGACAGACUUACAUGGACGGCUUCCCGGCGCCCCGUGGCUUGGCCAAUUCUGUCUUCGUUUUGGCUCAUUCUGUGAGGAGGGGCCUCUAGGGUAGUGUCCUCUCCACUCCUCCCCGACCUCUGUCUUCCCAAUGGCAUGGAAGGAUCUCCUCUCAGGCCUCAGACUUAGUUUCCUAUGUAUAGUUGGAAGGACAGGUCUCGGAGCGCCCACCACAGCAAGCCAGCUUCUGCCUCUGCCAUCUGCAGAAACGUGGCCGCCACACUGUGUCCCUAGGCUAGAACACAGCCCCCUUUGCUCUCACCACCUCCGCACCUCAUCUAAGGCAGCCCACACAGGGUUGCCACUGUGCCGAGUAUGGGGCCAUCUAGGACCCAGAAGCACACUUUGUGUCUUUCAGGGUGGCCCUAUCUGUCUGAAGCAUGACUUGUCCAGCUAGCUUCGCAUACCUCUGACUCCUGCUUGUAACUUAGUUUGCCUGUCUUCCCCAUUUGACUGGGAGGGCCAUGAGGGUAGGAGGUUGUUUUGGUUAUUUCUCUCCCCAACACCUGGGAUGCUGUCUAGCUGACAAAUUGACUAUAAUACUUUACAAAAUUUCACUGGACCUUCAGCCUUGCUCCAUUUUAGAGAUAAGAAAGCUCCAGAUAAGGGGCUGGGGAUUUAGCUCAGUGGUUCCAGCGCCUGCCUCGCAAGCCUGAGGACCCGAGUUCAAUCUCUGGUACCAAAAAAAAAAGGAUCCGGAUACCUUGUCCAGUGUGUUAUGGGAUGGAUGUCAUCUCCAGGAAGCAGAAACUUCCCAGUCUUUGUGUGCCA